This is a messenger RNA of Venustampulla echinocandica, 2133 nucleotides long. RefSeq lists its product as uncharacterized. NCBI's taxonomy places the organism in Eukaryota, Fungi, Ascomycota, Leotiomycetes, Helotiales, Pleuroascaceae. The coding region runs from base 1 to 2133 and encodes 710 amino acids. Gene Ontology annotation, biological process: proteolysis. Gene Ontology annotation, molecular function: cysteine-type endopeptidase activity. The record is from RefSeq and is a predicted model, not a curated record. The transcript is spliced from 9 exons.
AUGGCACCAUCUAAUAACUUCAGCUGGCUUCACAGCAGCUGCAGCUUCCAAUCUCAGGCCGGUAGGGGUGGAUAUGGUAGACGCCAGGACGGCGUCAUACUCGUAAGGUACGAAGUGCUACGCGGUAGACGUUUUCUGUACCGGUGGUAUAGAGGCCUGUCUCUUCGGGGCAGCGUUGUCCCGGGGCCUAGACCCGAGCUUGUGGCACGCUCUACCAGCAUUGUUGGCGGUGAUCGCCAUGCACCGGACGCGCUGGAGAUCCAGGUACCUGGACUUGUGCCCGUACCUGUACUUGUGGUCUUGUCACCCGCUCUCCAGUGCCUGACAAGCGAGGCGUCACCAGCCUCAGUCAACAGUCCGUCAGCAGAACGCUUUUCGACCCUGUUUCCUCCAUCUCACUCACCCACAACAACCCCCUUUCCAAUCCCCAAUCCCCAAUCCCCAAUCUACAAUAUACAGGCCACGGAGCAGCAUCGUGAACCGCAGAGCUCUUCCUCCACCUUGCGUGGCCUACCGACAGAGGCCUACCUACGUGUCGACCGCGCCGCCCUUGGAUUCUCCGAUUCUCCGAUUCUCCCCUCCUCAGCCCUGGGUCCGCCCCGCGAUAUCUCUACUCACGGCCCCAAGUCCAUUUCCACGUCCAUUUUCCACGACGCAAAACCCACCUCACGUCCGCGCCAUCACCUCGCUAUCGUAGUAUCGAGUAUCGAGUAUCGAGCCCGUCACUGCCUCGCCCCGGUCCUAGUUCAGGCCCUGCUCCGGCACUCGCUCCCACGACCUAACUCGCCCGCCGUCUUGGUUCCAUUUCUCGCGCCCCGCCCCCAACGCCUUCCACCCUCACACUCCUUCCUCCACCGCCUUCAAAGAGAGAUGUCGGGCUAUCCAGGAUCCGGGUAUCAUGGAGGAGGAUAUGGCGCACCACCACCCCAUCAGUACCCGCCCCAGCCAAACUAUAACCCACCUCAGAACUAUGGCCCCCCACCACCCCAAGGAGGCUACUACCAGCAACCACCCCCGCCCCAGCAACCAUAUGGCUAUGGCCAGCCUCCCCCGCAACAGUAUGGUGGAUAUAAUGGCGCACCGCAGAAUGGACAGGGCUAUGGCAGAUCAGGGAUGCCUUCGGCAAGCUCUAACGCAUAUGUUCAAGGAAACCACAAUGCCCCACCCCCACCUCCCUCGGGUCUCCAGGAUUUCGGCAGCGGUGCGCCCCAGGGCUAUGCUUUCCAAUACUCGAACUGCACCGGUCGACGGAAAGCCCUCCUGAUUGGCAUCAACUAUUUCGGGCAGAGAGGGCAACUGCGUGGCUGCAUCAAUGACGUGAAGAACAUGUCGGCAUUUCUAAACGAGAACUUCGGCUACCAGCGAGAUGAUAUGGUGCUUCUCACGGAUGAUCAGCAAAAUCCAAUGAGCCAGCCGACGAAACAAAACAUAUUAAGAGCAAUGCACUGGCUGGUAAAAGACGCCCGGCCGAAUGAUUCGCUUUUCUUUCACUAUUCAGGCCAUGGGGGUCAAACCAAGGAUCUUGAUGGCGACGAACCGGACGGAUAUGAUGAGGUUAUCUACCCAGUAGAUUUUAGGCAGGUUGGGCAUAUUGUCGAUGAUGAGAUGCACAGAAUCAUGGUCACUCCACUACACCCUGGUGUCAGGCUGACUGCAAUCUUUGACUCUUGCCAUUCCGGAACCGCCCUGGACCUGCCAUAUAUCUAUUCCACCCAAGGUGUUCUCAAGGAGCCCAACCUUGCCAAGGAAGCCGGACAAGGUCUCCUCAGUGCUAUCUCGUCAUACAGCCAAGGCGAUCUUGGCGGUGUGGCUAGCAACUUGAUGGGUUUCUUCAAGAAAGCCACUACUGGCGACGAUGCAUACAACAAAACUAUGGCCACUAAAACCUCGCCAGCCGAUGUUAUUAUGUGGUCCGGAAGCAAAGAUGACCAGACAUCGGCCGAUGCGACUAUCGCCUCACAGGCCACUGGCGCAAUGUCGUGGGCCUUCAUUACCGCUAUGAAGAAGAACCCUCAGCAGAGCUACGUACAGCUCCUCAACAGUAUUCGUGACGAGCUCGCCACCAAAUAUUCCCAGAAGCCGCAAUUGAGCUGCAGCCAUCCCCUGAAUACGAAUCUGCUCUUCGUUAUGUAA